Molecule: messenger RNA, 2154 nt
Organism: Ophidiomyces ophidiicola
Lineage: Eukaryota; Fungi; Ascomycota; Eurotiomycetes; Onygenales; Onygenaceae
Exons: 3
Coding region: 1-2154 (717 amino acids)
Biological process (GO): regulation of transcription by RNA polymerase II
Cellular component (GO): nucleus
Molecular function (GO): DNA-binding transcription activator activity, RNA polymerase II-specific; RNA polymerase II cis-regulatory region sequence-specific DNA binding
Source: RefSeq, a predicted model, not a curated record
AUGGAUCCCAAAGACAAACCAGACUUGGACCCCCUCGCCAAACUCCAUGACCAGUGGGCGUCCUUCUCACCGUCCAUGAUGGAUCCCACUCCCUAUACCUUCACGUCCUUUGCCAGCCAACAGCCGGCUUACUAUGCGCCCACUACCCUGCCGGCCGGCCUAGUCAACCCACCUCACCCUGCCGACUUGACCACGCCCAGCAUGGCCUUGAACAUGCUGACGCCCCUGGGUAUUCCCCCUUCCGCCGUGACUGACCCGACCAUGCCGCACUCUGCCAUGGAGAUGGGUGGCUACCACCCGGCCUUUGCGUCGCACCACCACCAGCCACCCAACCUCGAUGCAUUCGGCAAUCCGCACAGUUUCGCUCCUCCAAGCAGCUUUCUGCGUCGCGAGCCCACCAUGGCCGCCCUUUCGCAGCCCAUGGAGGAAGCUGCCUUCGGCAAUCUGGCCAUCAGAAGCCCGUCCAUGGGAGUGAUCCCUUCUCGCCUAACAGAAAACCUCAAUGACUUCGAGGACGAGAGUGAGACCUAUCAGGAGUCCUUUCGCUUCAAUGUCGCUCUCCGUGCAGCGACGGCGAUGAUCAAGGAUAACGAUGACAUUCCCGUUACCUAUCUGAACAAAGGCCAAGCGUACACUAUCAAUGUGCAAGACAUCGACCCGAUGGCCUCUGGCGCCCAGCCUAUUAAGUAUCGUACAUGUAUCCGUGUCUCGUUCGAUGAAGAGGGACAACGGUCCCGACCCGCCGCUUGCUGGAUGUUGUGGAAAGAAGGCCGUGGGUCGAAUGAGGCCCACCAACGUGAGGGCAGACUUCUGGCCGUUGAACAUGUGGAUCCUAACCAGGGCGGCGCUGGAGACCGGCAAUCGCGAGUGCAACUCGAAAAAGCGCAUUUUGAUGGCUUCUCCGUCAUCUGGAGUCCAAACAUGACCACCGGAACCCCAGAGACCAACAUCUCCGUUCGCUUUAAUUUCUUGUCGACGGAUUUUAGCCACUCUAAAGGUGUGAAGGGGAUUCCAGUUAGGCUAUGUGCUAAAACAGAAGUCCUUAUGACUAAUACCCCCGAACCGUCUCCGAGUAAUACCCAGGAGGUCUGCUAUUGCAAGGUGAAGCUGUUCAGAGAUCAUGGCGCAGAAAGGAAACUGUCCAAUGAUGUUGCCCACGUUAAAAAGAUGGUGGAAAAGGUCAGGCAACAGAUCGCGCAAGCCGAGCUGGGAAGUACGAACAUUGACAAGCGCAAACGCAGCUGUUCUGUCGUCAACACUAAAGGCGGACCGAAAUCGAUGAAAGGUAAAAACAAGCGUCCGUGGACUAUGUCCGGAAAUGAUAGCAAAUCCUCGAUAGAAGAAGACUUGCAGUUGAAAAUGGCGAACUUGGAUUCAAUGUUCACGUCCCCACAGCCCAUCAGUCUUCUGAACUUGCGGGGCGACGAGCAAGACGAUCCGGACCUUUUCCCCGUCGCACUGGACCCUACCAACGACGAAGACUGCCCCGGCCGAGUGAACUUCGACUCCACCCACUCCAAUGACGGUGAGUCGACUUCGAAUGCGUUUUCCCCAUUCACCAACAAUCACUCUCCGAGCUCCUCGCAUCGCUCUUUCGACAUCAAGCGACAAAGCGUGCCCAAUGACUCUCGCUACUCACGGCGUGGCUCCCUGGACUGGUCGAAUACUUCGCAACGUGGCGGGGAUAGUAUCAGGCAUGGCCAAUUUAUUAACCAUCCAGUCAAGGUUCAGCUUCCGAACGGCGUCGGCGGGGAAUCGGAUUGGAUCGAAGCAAUGGGAGUGGAUCAUACAUAUAAGCCUCCGAAUGAACCUCUCCUCAAGCCCAAAUGUUGCUUCUACGUUCGCCCUAGACAAAAUAUGAGCCCACAGGCCGAAGAUUACUACCACGCUGUCUACCUCGCGGAGCGCACGGGCACGGCACUGGUACAAGCCGUCGUCAAGAAAUGCCGCUUCGAUUCUGCCCGGGUUGUGCGAGCUUUCGUCGUCCAAAGUAACAACGGAAUGAACGUCAUGCUGGAUGAUGACGUCGUUCGGGAGCUGCCAGAGGGCAAGACUAUGACUGUGGAAUUUGCUGAAAUGGGUGACCCUAAUAUCAAGAUCGAAGAGAAGUCAUCCGAAACAGUCACCGACGUCGAAAUGCGCUUCUUUUUGUGA